Molecule: messenger RNA, 2376 nt
Organism: Epinephelus fuscoguttatus (brown-marbled grouper)
Lineage: Eukaryota; Metazoa; Chordata; Actinopteri; Perciformes; Serranidae
Gene: ywhag1
Product: 3-monooxygenase/tryptophan 5-monooxygenase activation protein, gamma polypeptide 1
Exons: 2
Coding region: 174-917 (247 amino acids)
Biological process (GO): signal transduction
Cellular component (GO): cytoplasm
Molecular function (GO): protein kinase C binding
Source: RefSeq, a predicted model, not a curated record
CACAACCGAGGGAAAGUGCUCGGAGGGGGAGGGGUGUCCCGUCGGCAGGCACACAGACAGCAGGCAGCAGCUGCAGCAGCGAGAAGGACCUGUUAUCUGCAUUAAAACAUUCAUAUUACGAUUUUUUAGCUCCGAAACACACACGACAGCAAACACACGCACGACAUCUAAAAAUGGUAGACCGCGAGCAACUGGUGCAGAAAGCCAGGCUGGCCGAGCAGGCGGAGAGGUAUGAUGAUAUGGCAGCUGCCAUGAAAUCGGUCACAGAGCUGAAUGAAGCACUAUCCAAUGAAGAGAGGAACCUGCUCUCUGUGGCCUAUAAGAACGUGGUCGGGGCAAGGCGUUCAUCCUGGCGUGUCAUCUCCAGCAUUGAGCAGAAGACGUCGGCUGACGGUAACGAGAAGAAGAUCGAGAUGGUGCGCGCCUACCGGGAAAAGAUUGAGAAGGAGCUGGAGGCCGUCUGCCAGGACGUGCUCAAUCUCCUCGACAACUUCCUGAUCAAGAACUGCAGCGAAACGCAGCAUGAGAGCAAAGUGUUCUACCUGAAGAUGAAGGGUGACUACUACCGUUACUUGGCCGAGGUCGCCACGGGGGAGAAGAGAGCCGCGGUGGUGGAGUCCUCCGAGAAGUCCUACAACGAGGCCCACGAGAUCAGCAAGGAGCACAUGCAGCCCACCCAUCCCAUCCGCCUGGGCCUGGCUCUCAACUACUCCGUCUUCUACUACGAGAUCCAGAACGCCCCGGAGCAGGCGUGCCACCUGGCCAAGACCGCCUUCGAUGACGCCAUCGCCGAGCUGGACACCCUGAAUGAGGACUCCUACAAAGACUCCACUCUCAUCAUGCAGCUGCUACGAGACAACUUGACGCUGUGGACGAGCGACCAGCAGGAUGACGAGGGAGGCGAGGGCAACAAUUAAAGAGUCCAAAACCUCAUUCUGCCAAAACAACACAACACGCGCGCUCACAAAUGAUGACAAAAUAAUAAUACUAGUUAAAAAGUUCUUAGAAAUUAAAAAAAAAGGGAGGGGAGGGCAGUGGAACAUCGGCGGCUAAUUUAGCCGAUGGUACUAACGUGGCUGCUGUUCUUUAUUUUUCAACAAAUUAAAAGUGAAAAAAAAGUUGGUGGAGGGAAUUUUAGUUUGAGAAAUAACCUACAAUUAAAAAAUAAAAGAAUGAAACCCCUCCUUGGUAGCCUCUGCAGCAUUUGCCAAAAUACCACUUUAGAAGCAAGAGGUAUGUCAUUCAUCACAGUGUGACUGUUGGGUAAUGAUACCUUCACACUGGCAGAGACUGGUCUUAUUGCGCAAAUGAAGCUGAGCUGUCUUAUUGUAUUUGGUGAGGGGAGGAGCAUUCAGAAGUUGAUGCUUGAGCAACCAGAAAAUUAGAGUCACCUUGAAUGUCAUUGCUUAGUCAGAGAGAAAGACAAGGCAGGAGAGUGAGUGAGGGAGCAGACGGGUUGCAGAGAUGAAGACGGGCUUCUUAGGGGUGUCAUCGAGAAACGUACUGACAUCUUUUGUUGCACCACACUAUGAUCGUUGAGUGAAAAGCAGGUUGUCUCUGUUAUUGAAGAUAACAUAAAAAACAAUGUUUUUUGUUUGCUUUGUGUCAGGUAUGUGUCCAGCUCAGUCACACAGUCAUACUGUAACUAAAAAUACAAAAUUCAUAAAGUAAACUUAGUGCAGCUUGUCCCUCUCAUGUGCUGAUGUGCUUUAUUAAAUAAAUUAACUGUUUUUGGACACCUAAUUCUUAUUGUCAGUAUUGUCGUUACUUCUAUUGGCUCCUUGUAGGAAACGAUUUGAUUCACCAGAUAGCAAAAUAAAAUAAAUGGAAAUUUAAAAAAAAUUAAUGUGGUGAUUGAACAUGAUCAUGAGUCCACCCUUAUUCUCCAGUUAUGCUAUCUUCAUAACAAUCAGUAGGAUCUCUGAACCGGCACCUGGAACCACUGACUUGAUUAGUGAACUCAGUUUAAUUUGUGGACAGAGCACAUGCAAUGUUAAGUGGAAGCUCUAAAAGCAGAUUUGAGGUUUGUGGAUUUACUUUGUCUUCAGUUUCUUCUUGGUCAAGAAAUGCACUUGCCUAUUAUACUGUUUCUUCAGUGUAAGAUGAUAACUGCUCCAAUAUUCUCCAUAAUACAAUAUUGUGCAUGCUGGUGAUGUAUUUAUACAGUAGCUUCAAUUUAUUAACUUAUACUGUAGAUGUUAUGUAUUCAUAUGAACAUGGAAUUACUAGACUUUAAUGGGAUUAUUUUCUAUUUAUUUCUUUUUAUUGCGAUUGUUAGCUAGACCUUAUUUUAAUCUGUGUUUUCUUUACUCCAUUUGCUGAAGUACGCUAUACCAAAACAGUGAUUGUUAACAAUAAAUUGAUCUGUUACGGACA